This is a messenger RNA of Rosa chinensis, 570 nucleotides long. RefSeq lists its product as uncharacterized. The coding region runs from base 1 to 570 and encodes 189 amino acids. Lineage: Eukaryota; Viridiplantae; Streptophyta; Magnoliopsida; Rosales; Rosaceae. The transcript has a single exon. Gene Ontology annotation, molecular function: zinc ion binding. The record is from RefSeq and is a predicted model, not a curated record.
AUGUUUGAAGGCUUAAGGGUUAAGGUUAUGGAGAAUAUGUCUAAGAGGAAGGUUGCAGGCAAGAGGUGGACCACUAUUUUGUGUCCUCCAAUAGAGGCUUUGUUGAAGAAAUCAAUGGAUAUUGGGCGGCAUUGGGCUGUUAGUAUGUCUUGUGAGACUGUUUUUGAAGUUCAUUUAGAUAAAUCGGUGGCAGUUGAUCUUGGGAACAACACUUGCUUUUGCCGUCAAUGGCAAAUUAAUUCAUUCCCAUGUUCACAUGCUCUUACUGCAAUCCAAAAGGUUGGAGUGGAACCUGUGUAUAGUUACAUUGAGGCGUUUUACACCUGUCAAAGCUACAUGGAUUCCUACGAGCAUGGUAUUCAUCCUAUACCAAAUAUGGAGAAGUUUUAUGAAGAUGCAGCUAGUUCAACUUUUGUUGUUAAGCCUCCAUUGGUUAGGAGGCCAUCUCGCUGGCCAAAAUCUGUUCGAAUGAAGUUUGCAGCAGAAGGAGGCAUGAGGAGGCGUAUCAAGUGUGGCCGGUGUGGUGAGUUGGGGCGCCACAACAAGAUAACGUGUACUGCGCCAAUCUGA